This is a messenger RNA of Lactuca sativa (garden lettuce), 3031 nucleotides long. RefSeq names its product sterol 3-beta-glucosyltransferase UGT80B1. Lineage: Eukaryota; Viridiplantae; Streptophyta; Magnoliopsida; Asterales; Asteraceae. Gene Ontology annotation, molecular function: hexosyltransferase activity; UDP-glycosyltransferase activity. Gene Ontology annotation, biological process: carbohydrate metabolic process. The record is from RefSeq and is a predicted model, not a curated record.
GACCAGAAAAGAAAAUGAAAAUGCCCAAGAAGCAAGAGGUCCAGUUCAUCACAAACACAACAGAGAAGAAUAAUUUCUAUUGGUCAAAUUUACUAAAAAACCCAACAAACAAAUUUCCAGUCACAUGUUCCUCGACAAACGCAGGAAGCAGAAUUAUAGCAAUUCUCAUAUGUAUCGCCAUACCCACCAUUCAUAGAAGCUCAAUCUUGUGGAAAACCUUCAAGUCCUUUUCUUGAUCUUAUUUUAUUAUUAAUUUUAUUUUAUUUUUUAAUUAUAUGAAUUAGUCGCACCUUAAUUGACGGAGUAGUGGUCAAUCGUUAAUCGAUAUAGUUUUCUUGUAUGGGUCUCUCCGAGUCCUCUGUUUUGUGUGUUUGUCGUCAGAAAAAUUGCGUCUUGAAUCUUUUCGCAAACAAGAGCGGGUCUGCUGAUACACGCAAUUGAAAAUCUUCAAAAAGAAGGAAAGAACUUCAAUUUGUGGGAUUCUUAAAUCGAGUUAGCUUGUUUUUCUUGCGUUGUUCAUCCCGUUAAGUCCGCUGGGUUGCGUUUUGUUUAAUAAUUGUUGAAUCUGAUUCGAGAAGGCUCCAGCUUUGCGAAUCUGCUACAACUCAGAUUCGAAGGAAGCGUUUUCUUGAAGGGUUUUGGUGGGUUUUUGUUGACUUUUCAUCCUUUUCGAGUAUUAGGUCUACUGAGAUUCCAAUUCCUUCAAGGGUUUUGCUGGGGUUUCCUUAAUUAAGCUCGUCGCAUCAAUUUAGGAAUUGGGAAUUCCAAAAUUCCUAGUUUCGUUGUAUCGGAGCAUUAGCCAUUAGGUCAGAAAUUAUCUGUGUUCUUGAAGUCUAUCAAAUGAAAUGGAUAGUGAUGUGAUUGGGGAGAAUUUAAGUACAGAAAAUUUCGAAGUUAGAGAUGAAGAAUCUUAUGUUGCUAGCACUUCUAAUGAGAUUGAAAACCUUAGUACAAUUUCAAGUAGUUCGCCAAUGAGACAUACAGAUGUUUCAUCACCUAAAGAGAUCUUUAAAUCCAAGGAAUUGAGUCAUAGUGCUCCACCACAUCCUAGAAAGGCCUUGGAUCAUAGUUCAACAGCACCUUCAACAAUACGUAGAAAUCUAUUCCCUGAAAACAAGGAGGCUGCAUAUUCAAGGUCUAUGACCGAAAAAUGGUGGACACAAUCAUGGAUUCCAAGACAUGAACUUAAAUUAGAUCGAUUGUCUGAACGUGAAAAGCAAAAGCUUAUUGUGGAACUUGUGAAAAUUCAAAGUGAUGGAACAGUGGAGGUGGAUCUAUCCAAGAGUGCACCAGUAGCUUCAGAGUUAUUUGAGUAUCAAACAAUUGAAGGGUUUCAUCCAGACAUGGAAUUCAUUGUCACUGAUUCCAAUAAAUCGAUUCCUAAAUUAAACAUUGCAGUUCUUGUAGUUGGAACAAGAGGAGAUGUUCAACCUUUUCUUGCUAUGUCAAAACGACUUCAGGAGUUUGGUCAUCAUGUUAGGCUCGCAACACAUGCAAACUUCCGGUCUUUUGUAGAGUCGGCUGGUGUUGACUUUUAUCCUUUGGGCGGUGAUCCUCGUAUUUUGGCCGGAUAUAUGGCAAGGAAUAAAGGUCUUAUUCCAUCAGCACCUGGUGAAAUAAUCAUUCAAAGAAAACAACUAAAAGCAAUUAUCGAAUCUCUUCUUCCUGCAUGCACACAACCAGAUUUAAAAACGGGUCAACCUUUUCGAGCUCAAGCAAUCAUUGCAAAUCCUCCUGCUUAUGGACAUGCACAUGUUGCUGAAGCUCUUGGUGUUCCUCUUCACAUGUUCUUUACAAUGCCAUGGACGCCGACAUCUGAGUUUCCUUCCCCCUUAGCACGGGUCCCACAAAGUGCUGGUAAUUGGCUUUCAUAUAUAGUUGUAGAUCUUCUAAUUUGGUGGGGAAUAAGAGGAUAUAUAAACGACUUUAGAAGAAAGUUAAAUCUUGCUCCAAUUGCUUACUUUAGCAUGUAUCGAGGCUCAAUUUCUCAUUUCCCAACUGGGUAUAUGUGGAGUCCUCAUGUUGUAUCUAAACCUAAAGAUUGGGGUCCACUGGUUGAUGUUGUUGGUUAUUGCUUCUUGAAUCUUGCUUCCAAGUAUCAACCACCCGAAGAGUUUAUUCAAUGGAUUGGAAAAGGAUCAAGUCCGAUAUAUAUUGGAUUUGGAAGCAUGCCUCUUGAAGAUUCAACGAAGACUACAAAUAUCAUUUUGGAAGCUUUAAGAAGGACAGGUCAAAGGGGGAUAAUUGACCGAGGUUGGGGAGAUCUUGGGACUUUUCCCGAAAUCCCGGAUGAUGUUUUUCUUCUAGUGGAUUGUCCUCAUGAUUGGUUGUUCCCUCAAUGUGCAGCUGUGGUUCAUCAUGGUGGUGCUGGAACGACUGCAACAGGAUUGCGGGCCGGGUGUCCUACAACUAUUGUUCCUUUCUUUGGAGAUCAAUAUUUUUGGGGGGAUAGAAUAUAUAAUAGAGGACUGGGGCCCACUCCAAUUCCAAUAUCUCAACUUACAGUUGAAGCACUUUCAGAUGCGAUAAAUUUCAUGCUACAACCCGAGGUGAAAACUCGAGUAAUGGAUUUGGCAAAGCUAAUAGAGAAUGAAGAUGGUGUUGCUAAUGCAGUCAAUGCAUUUCACCGCCACCUGCCGCCAGAUAUGCCGCUGUCACCACCGCCAUCUUCAAAGCGACAUGAUGAUGAUGAUGGGUAUGAUCAUGAUGAUCAUCCGACUCUUUUACAAUGGUUCUUUACUCAGAUCGGAUUACAUUGUGGCUGUGGUUCAUCUUGAAAAUAGAAGACGAUUUCAAAUCCCCUAUUUUUUUACAACUUAAUUAUUGAUUUCUUUGGGUUUUGGGUAUUUUUUAAAAUUUGGUAUUUCAUUCAAUUUGUUCAUGGUUUUUGAGCACCAACGAAUAAGGGUUUAUCUACAUAUGGUGAUGGUUUGUAACGAGAUUUGUUUUGUUAUGUUUUUCUAGGGUUGUGUCAGUUGUACAUGGUGCAUGGACAGUUGUACAUUUGUGUAGAAAUGGUUUAUUUUAUUCA